GAAGACAAUUUAAACCUUCCGCCCUAUUCAGGUUUAGGGUCAUCAAAUGUGCUUUUGUGGCUGUGUUUGUGUUGUCCCAGAUGCUGUUUAAUGGGCUAGUGGAAGUGAAUAUUGUUAUUCUCCAUACACGAAGGCAUUAAACCAAACGAUAGAAAAAUCAUACUAGAAAAUUUGUUCCAUAUGUUCCUACUUUGAAGCAAUUUCCUUCAGAAUAGUUACUAUAUAACUAUGGAGUGCUUCUGCCACUGUUUUGUCUGGAUACCAUUUUUUAUUUUGGUCCAAGGGAUUUGUGAGGCUUAUACACAACAAAAAUUACUUGUAAUAUCUUUAGAUGGUUUCAGUCAUAAUUAUCUAGAUCGUGCUAAGCUUCGGAAUGUCAACAUUUCCUCUUUUGAACGGAUUUGGAAGACCGGAAUACGUGUUAUGAAAGUACAUAAUGAGUUUAUUACUCGAACAGGACCAAAUCACUUAUCACUGGUCACUGGGAUGCAUGAAGAGAGUCAUGGUAUUGUUGAUAAUGUGUUUUAUGAUCCUGAGCUUAAUGAUACUUUCGACUUGAGUAAUACGAGGCAUUUAUCACAAUUAAAGUGGUUUGAUGUUGGGUCUGAACCAAUUUGGGUUACAAAUCAACGUCAUGGUCAUAAAAGUGCUGUUACGUUUUGGCCAGGGAGUAGUACACCAUUCAAAGGACAAUUACCUAGUUUUUAUUAUUCCCAAUAUAACCAUCGACUUCCUUUAGUUGAUCGAAUUAAUCAAACCAUUAAGUGGUUAAAUUUAGAUGAAGUGACACUUGGUCUAAUAUAUUUUCAUGAACCUGACUCACAGGGUCAUUUGACCGGACCUGAUUCUGUUGAAAUUUUUAAUGUAAUCGAGAAGUUAAAUGAUGAUAUUGGGUACUUACUAUCUUUAAUUGAUACUAGGCCAUCUUUAAAGUCAUCACUUAACAUUAUUUUAACAAGUGAUCAUGGGAUGUCUGGAGUGGAUGCUAACAGAAUAAUUAUUCUGCAUGAUUAUAUCAACGAGAGCAUGUAUUAUAGUCCGGGGUCAGAGGAUCGUGUGUUUUGGUCAUUAUGGCCAAAAGAUGGGAGCUCAUCUAUUAAUCUCUACAAAAGACUGGUCGGAAAACAUCCAAAGAUGAAUGUUUUUCUGAAGGAUAAUAUACCUAUUCGUUUACACUACUCGAAUAAUCGACGAAUAAGCCCAGUGGUAGUUUAUUCGGAGCCUGGGUGGACAAUCGUUAGAUCACGAAAAUCGGUUGCGAAAUUUACUAAACGUGGAGAUCAUGGUUAUGAUCCGGACCAUGAUGAAAUGUCUCCAUUCUUUCUAGCUACGGGACCAGGUUUCAGGAGCACGAUUGUUGGUGGCGGUCAAAUAAUUAGUUCUAUUCAUCUGAUUGAUAUUUAUCCACUGAUGUGUGCCUUACUCAAUUUAAAUAAACCAGCUCCAAACAAUGGUAGUUUAUCACGUGUGAUGUCACUCCUUCAUGAUGGUAGUGGUGUUAAUGUCUACUUCUCGAGUUUUCUGGAUAUGUUCACUGUCGGAAUUGUCUUAUUAUGUUGUACAACCGUAUCAAUUGUAUACAUAAUAUGCACAUGUAUUUCAUCUAAAGAUUAUCUAUUUCCUGAUGAUGAUAAUAAUAAUAAUAAGUUAAAACAUUCUAUUUAUCAACCAAAUUCAUUUCUACUUCAACGACGUUUACGUAAUAAAUCUCAACAUGAUAAACAAAAACAACAAUAUUGUAAUAUUGAAUUAAAUAAGAUGAACACUUUAAAAAAUAAAAUAAAAACAAAAAAUAAAUUCUAUGAAAUGUAUUUAAAAGAUGAAUCAAUUAAACAAACAACAGAUAGACAACGAUUACUUGAUUAUAAUAUACGGGAUAGUAAUGUUCCCAAUAGUUACAAUGUCAGUCGUUAUGAUGAUGAUAAUGAUGAUGAUGAAGAAUAUAAUCGAUUUUCUAUUCAACAUAUAGAUGAUAAAACUUUUUUAAAUUUACUUCGUCAACCAAAUAGUAAAUAUCCUUAAGAAUGCUUAAAAUUUUUAUUCUAUUAAUCUAUUAGUGGCUUAUUCUGUCAGUCUCUUACUUUGUUUCUACAUGUUGUGAUAUUGAAAUUUGUGAUAUAUAAUCAUAGUGAUUUAGGUGCAUUAUGAUUUGAAGUUUAUAUAGAUGGCUGUGUUUCAUGUUAUUAUUGUAUUUAUGCAUAGGCAAGUGGCAUAAAUUUUUGUGUUUUCUUGUUCUUAUUAUAUUUUCAAAUAACUGUAUCUACUUUUGAUUACUUCGUUUAUGUACAUGUAUUGACACAUACUUGUAUGAACAUGUAUCAUUUAAGGUAUCAAUUCGAUUAUUACUUUUUAUGUAUGUGAUGGAUAUUUGUGAUAUUUUGCCAAGUUUUCUUUGGUUAUUUUUGUUUAUGAAUUUUUAUUAAAUAUUAUUUAGUUACUAA
Schistosoma curassoni is the source of this 2441-nucleotide messenger RNA. The record is from the annotation of a GenBank genome assembly. Lineage: Eukaryota; Metazoa; Platyhelminthes; Trematoda; Strigeidida; Schistosomatidae.